This is a messenger RNA of Fundulus heteroclitus (mummichog), 8176 nucleotides long. RefSeq names its product protein tyrosine phosphatase receptor type b (gene ptprb). The coding region runs from base 291 to 6260 and encodes 1989 amino acids. Gene Ontology annotation, biological process: protein dephosphorylation; angiogenesis. The transcript is spliced from 40 exons. Gene Ontology annotation, molecular function: protein tyrosine phosphatase activity; cadherin binding. Lineage: Eukaryota; Metazoa; Chordata; Actinopteri; Cyprinodontiformes; Fundulidae. The record is from RefSeq and is a predicted model, not a curated record.
GGACAGACAGACAGGCAGGAAGAGAGCAGCUGGUGAGACAGGUCCAGAGAGGAAAAGGUCCAGUCUGAGGAGGUCUGAGUCCAGGAUGGAAACGGUUCCACGAGGAGACGCAUUUAACACAAAAUAAGGAAUUAGUUUGUUUUGCAGGUGACAGAAGGACGCUUUGUUUUACACACGGCGGACAGCAGAGAAGACAACUUGGAGAUUAAACGGGGGGAGUAUCUGCCUUGGGAACAUCUCGGACCUCAGGAUUAUGGUGGUGCGUGCUCCUACUGAGGAUCUGAAGGACGAUGAAAAUGUUGAAAUGUAAAGCUGGAAGUUUCUCCUGCUGCCUGGGGUUCACCUCGCUGCUGCUGCUGCUCCAGGUUGUGAGCAGUGCAGCUCCCCCAGAGGAUCCCUGCAGCAUCUCUGUGUCUGGAUCAGAGUCCAGCCUGAGCUCCGUCUCUCUGACCGUGAGCACACCUGGACAGAACUGCUCCUUCUCCGUGACGUCGCCGGACGCCGGAGCCGACGCCUCCGACUGUCGAAGGACCCCAGAACGGGAACGGCGGAGGAAUGAGACCGUAGGGGGACAGGAAGCGGACCGAGCGACAGAGCCACCGCGUGUCGAAGGCGAGGAGGGAGGAAACGGCAGCAGGUCGGAGGUUUUCACCUGCGUGUUGGAUCACCUGGAAGCCGGAGCCGCCUAUCAGCUGCAGGUUUGGUCGCAGACGGACGACGAGUCGGCAAACGUCACCGUGCACACCAGGCCUUCAGCGGUGGUCGGCCUGGCGGUGACCUCCAGAACUAGCAGCAGCCUGGGCCUUUCCUGGCAGGCCGGCCCAGGCAGGACGCAGCGCUUCAGGCUGCAGCUGCGGGAACAUGCAAAGGGUUCAAAUCAGUCUGUUCUGCUGAAGAACGAGACGUUGGGAAGCACGACGACGCAACACACAAUCAGUGACCUGACGCCAGGGCGGCUGUACGACAUUACGGUGGUGACGGAGGCCGGCGGGUUGCAGAACAGCAGGACGAUCGAGGCUCGCACAGUGCCCCCUGCGGUCUCCAACAUCACCUCGGAGAGCAACGCCACCAGCCUUCGUUUGUCAUGGCAAAGGCCCGAAGGCGACGUGGACGCUGUCGUCGUCACCUUUUCCUGCAACGACACGUUCAACCCGCCGACGACUCAACCUGGAGACGUCACCGACGUCGCCGCCUACCAGCUCACCCCCGGCACGGCCUACCAGGUCGAAGUGAUGUCCGUCAGUGGCACCCUGACGAACCAAUCAAAAACCACCGUCUGGACAGCUCCGGCGCCAGCUUCGCGCCUCUACUUGUCUCCUUCUCCUUCCGGCGGGCUUCUACUUACUUGGGCGCCCCCCGCUGGUCACUGGGAGAGCUACAGGGUUUUCCUGUUUGACGGCUUGCAGCAGCUGGUCAGUACCGUCCUGGACCGUGAUGCCGUGAACUUCAGCUUUCCGGGGACAGAACUGACACCUGGAAGACGGUACCGAGCCGUGCUGAGGGUUGAGAGCGGCGGACUGACGGCCAACAGCAGCUGUGACGGAUUAACGGCUCCCGCUCCAGUGGUGGAUCUUCACAUUCGCCACUCUGAGGAGACCUUGCUCAGCGCCAUGUGGAACCACGCCCCUACCGGGUCACGUGACGGCUACUUCCUCACCAUUCGCCAUGGUGACGCCACAGUGGACACACGAGAGGUGGAGCCGAACAUGAGGGAGUGCACGUUUAAUGUGCUCACACCUGGAAGACACUACAUCAUCACUGUGACAACAAGGAGUGGGAACCUGAACACAUCUGUGUCUGUGGAGGGGAGGACAGUUCCCAUGGCACUGGAUAGGAUCAGCCUGAGUGAAUCUGGAGUCAACGGCCUUCGGGCGACGUGGGAGAAACCGCCAGGAGACGUGGACUCAUACAACCUGACUCUGCUGCAAAACAGUGUUGUUGUUCAGAACCACAAUGUACCAGUUGGUUCUACUUCUCUGGUUCUGACUGGUUUGACACCCGGCACGCUCUACAGGCUGCAGGCUGCCACCGUCAGUGGGGAGCUGCAGUCCAAAUAUACCAUUCUGGAGCCUCGAACCGCCCCAGCAGCUGUCUCUAAGGUGAGUGUCGUCAACGGCGGCAGGUCAGAUGCUCUUUACGUCUCGUGGCUUCCUGCAGAGGGCGUGGUGGACAGCUACCUGGUCCACCUAGAGUACGGGAAGCAGACCGUCCACAUGUUGGCAGUGUCCAGUUCCUCUCCGCCCGAGUGCUCCUUCAGUUCCCUGGAGGCUGGACGUCUGUAUUCAGUCAUCAUUACAACAAGGACCAGCGGACAGGAGAGCUCCGCUGUGGUUCAGGCUCGAACCCAGCCGGCAACAGUGGGAAACCCAAGCGCUGUUCACGCUGGAAGAGACGACUACCUCAAGGUGUACUGGCAUCACGCAGCGGGGGAUCUGGAUCGCUACGUGGUUCUGAUCAGUUACAACCACACCAUCCUGCGGAACCAGAGUGUCCCCACCGGACUCAACGAGUGCGCCUUCUCGUCUCUGACGCCGGGGCGACUGUACACCGUCAACGUGGAAACCUGGAGCGGCAGCUACGUCAGCAGCGUCUCUACACACGGCCGAACCCUUCCUGCAGCUGUGAGGAAUCUGUCGGUGAGGAACGCAGGAACAUCUGACCUGAACGUUACCUGGAGCCCCGCCCUUGGAGACGUGGACCAUUAUGAGGUCACUGUGCUCUUUAACGACACCCGGGUCUUCCCCCCCGUCGUGCUGGGCAGCGACGCGCGUCAUCACCUGCUCACCUCUUUGACUCCCGGGCGCCUCUAUAAGAUAAUGGUGUCAACAUUCAGCGGGCCUCUUCAGAUCGCUCAGGUGAUGGAAGGACGGACAGUUCCCAGUGCUGCAAGGAACUUGCGAAUGAUUCCCCAACCCGGCCGCACGGACUCUGUUGGCGGGCUGUUGCUGUCAUGGAUGCCUGGACAAGGAGACCUGGACUUUUACAAAGUGACCCUGUCGACCACGGAUGGAGUUUCUAUCGAUACUCGUCCCGUCCCCAAACACGUUUCUUCCCUCGACUAUUUAGAUUUGAAUCCAGGCCAGGCGUACGCCGUCACCAUCCAAUCACACAGCGGCGCUCUGACCAAUAGCAACGCAGCCUCCGGCAGAACGGCUCCAGCCUCAGUCACCGCCCUGCAGGCUGAUAACGGACACACCACCCACAGCCUCACUGUCAGCUGGGAGCGUCCGGUCGGCGAGUUCGACGGUUACAGCCUGCAGUUACUGGACGAAGCUGGAAGCCUUUUGAGGAAUCAGUCUGUGGUGGUGGGCAGCCAGAGCGAGCGGCUGGAGGGUCUGACCUCAGGGAAGUGGUACCGGGUGAAGGUGGUGACGCUGAGCGGCGGCGUACCAUCGCUGGAUGCAGCCACAGCAGCAGGGCAAACACGUCCUGCUGCUGUUCAAAACCUGACAGUCGUCUCGGUGAACACCACUUCGCUGAGCUUCUCCUGGCGUCCCUCAGACGGCCAUGUUGACAACUACAACCUGUCGCUCUACAGCGUCUCCGAGGCGAUGACCAAUCACAGAGCAGCGGGCGGCGAGAAGGAGCAUCAGCAGCCUGCAGGGGAGCUGGUGGACCAGCAGAAGGUCGGUCCAGCUGCGGACGGCUGCGUGUUCCCAGAUCUGCGAGCAGGAAGUCUUUAUCGCCUCCGGGUGGUGAGCUGGAGCCGGGACAUGAGCAGUGACUCCUCUGUUCUCGCCAGAACUGUCCCGUCUCCAGUGUCGUCUCUGCAGGUCCAGAGUUCAGGACGGACCAACAGACUGACGGUCAGCUGGCAGCCAGGAGAGGGAAGCUGGAACGGCUACCAGCUGGUGCUGUACGACGUGUCGGGAUCCACUCUGGCGACUGAAACCCUCGGGGCGGAGCAUAGGAGCCACACGUUCCCGGGACUGACCCCUGGCCGGCUGUACCAGGCGAAGGUCAUCACACACAGCGGGGAUCUGACCAAUAGCGUCGCAGAGUUCGGACGAACCUCUCCAGAACCUCCCACCCAUCUGUCGGUCAGAAAAGGCCCGACCAACACCUCCGUGGAGCUGCUGUGGUCUGGCCCCGCCUCCGGAGACUACGACAACUUCAGCCUGCGCUGGGCGCCCGACGACCCGCUGUCCGUCACGCAGACCCACCUGACCAGCCGCAUCGUCAGCGGGAUGUUUCCUGGGAGGAAGUACAACUUCACCGUGACGACCGUCAGUGGGGGCGGAGCCAAAGGCGAUCCUACAGUCAGGAGCCAGCCAAUCCAGACGAGCGUCAGGACAAGUCCGGCUCCUCUCAGGUCCAUCCACUGCUUCCCUCUGUCCUCCUCCUCCCUCUCCUGCUCCUGGACGCCGCCGCGCGCUGACUUCGACUCGUAUAAGGUCGAGUGCCGUCGCCACGAAGACGGGGAGCUGACUUCGGCCACGGAGCUGGCUGGGGGCGUCACCGCGGUUACGCUGGACCACCUGGACGCGUUCAGGAAGUACUCCGUGACGAUCAGAGUGUCGUCGGCCGGACAGACGAGUCCGCCGGCGACUCAGACCGUCAUCACCAUGAUUGACCGUCCUCCGGUCCCGCCUCCCAGCGUUCACGUCAGCGAGAAGUCGUCCAAAAUGACGUCUUCCUCCAUUUUGUUCCGCUUCAACUGUUCCUGGUUCAGCGACGCCAACGGAGCCAUCAGAUACUUCGCUGUGAUCGUGGCCGAGUCGGACGCCAGUGAAAUUCUGCAGCCAGAACAGCGCCACCCGCUGCCCUCGUACCGCGAUUACAUCAACAACUCCUCCGUCAGAGCGUACCAAACGGCGUACUUCCAGAGUCGAUGUCCUCAGGACACGGACGGCUCCUCUGGACAGGUGGUGGAGGUGAACCUGGGAGCAGGUGGGGACCGGCUGGGCGGAGCCUGUGAUCACUACCAUGACGAUGACCUGUACAACGGUUACGGCAGCUUCUGCGACGGACCGCUGAAACCUAGAACAUCCUACAGGCUGAGCGUGCGAGCCUUCACCAAGCUGUUUGAUGAAAACCGCAGAGAGGUCGCUGAGCCGCUCUUCUCAGACUCUUACCUGUCCUCGCCGCUCAGGACGCACGCAGAGCCUCUAGGUGGCGUGGUGGAGGGCCUGAGCGCAGGAAUGUUCCUCAUUGGGAUGAUGGUGGCCGUCGUUUCCCUGCUGGCCUACAGGCAGAGGCUGCGCAAAGUGGCCGUGCAGGAGAACCCGGUGGUGAGGAUGAGCAUGUGGAAAGAAGUUCCAGCUUCAGGACUGUAUAUGGGAGUGAGGAGUAAUCGUCGGGUCGCCAGUCCUGUGAAAGCGUGCCACUUUGAGUCCCAUCUGAGCAAACUGCAGGCCGACUCCAACUACCUGCUGUCCGAGGAAUUCGAGGAUCUAAAGGAUGUGGGCCGCAAUCAGACGAUGGACGUCGCCAGACUGCCGGAGAACCGAGGGAAGAACCGCUACAACAACAUCCUGCCAUACGACUCGACCAGGGUGAAGCUGUCCUACCUGGAGGACGACCCCUGCUCCGACUACAUCAACGCCAGCUACAUACCUGGGAACAACUACCGCAGGGAGUACAUCGCCACCCAGGGCCCGCUGCCGGGCACAAAAGACGACUUCUGGAGGAUGGUGUGGGAGCACGGCGUGCACAACGUCGUCAUGGUGACACAGUGUGUGGAGAAGGGACGGGUGAAGUGUGAUCAAUACUGGCCUGCAGACAAGGAGCCGCUGUACUACGGUGACCUGGUCAUUCAGAUGAUGUCUGAGUCCGUCCUGCCAGAGUGGACCAUCAGGGAGUUCAAGAUCACCUCGGAGAACAGAUGCAGUUAUCCCCGUAUGCUGCGUCACUUCCACUACACCGUGUGGCCCGACCACGGCGUUCCCGAGAGCACCCAGUCCCUGAUCCAGUUCGUCCGGACGGUCCGGGACUACGUCGACCGAUCCCCGAGUACCGGCGCCACCGUGGUGCACUGCAGUGCUGGAGUUGGGCGCACAGGGACCUUCAUCGCCUUGGACCGGGUUCUGCAGCAGCUGGACUCCAAAGGAACCAUCGACCUGUACGGCUGCGUGUUCGACCUGCGGCUGCACCGACAGCACAUGGUCCAGACUGAGUGUCAGUACGCCUUCCUGCAUCAGUGUGUGAGGGACGUCCUGAGAGCCAGAAAGCAUCGCAGCGAACAGGAGAAUCCUCUGUACCCCAUCUAUGAAAACUUCAACCCAGAAUACUGCCGUGAUUUUAUCUACAACGGACGUUAAGGAGACGAUGACGCUCAUCCAAUCAGCAGAGAGGAAACACAUCUGUACACCAUGGAGACGAGCGUGUUUAGCUAGAUGUCUUAUCUACCCCGACUCACACUGAGCAACACGACGUUAGCAGCGGAAAUAAAAUCUGUUCCUAACUAAUUUCUGUUCAUUAAAGCCUAAAUAUACAUGCCUGACAGGUCAAGAUCAACAUUUAGAGAGUUUUUUUGAGCAUCAAAAAGUUUUGUUUUUUUGAUAAAUCACCAUGGAAACUGAGCACAUUAUCUGCUCUAAAAAUUAAUUCUGGGUUUCAGGUUAGAUAUGCUGUAAAAAGCUCCAUCCAGUCAUUUAUGUUUAAAAAGUUCACAGGGUAGAUUUGUUCUUUAAACUUCUACAGACCAACACCCAGGAAACUAAAGGGUCAGAUUUUAUUUAACUACAGCUGGCUACCUGAGCAGAAAGCCUGACUAAUUAUUAAUCUAAUAUCAGAGCAGAAAGCAUAACAAACUGCUACGAAUGUCAUCGGGUGUUUAGCCUACAUUUCUGCUCAAUGUACUGGGAUAAAAAAUGUUAGCUAUUAAUUUAAAGCAAUACGAUCCUCGAAAUCUCUGUGGUAAAACUCUGAGACGGUGGUAUUUUUACUCAAAUAGAACAGCUUAGAUCUGCAGAUAAGCAUUUGGAGAGUAUAUACCUAAUGUUUAAUGAAAGAUAUCAGUAAUUUUUAAUUAAUUUGUACCGAUAUCAGGCAUUAGUGGUCAUUACUAUCCAGGAAACAACCAGUGAGCUGCUGGAGCUUCUUACAUAUGUUUUAAUCUGAACAGGAACCAACCCAGAAAAGAGGGCGGAGCCUGCAGCAUGACAUCAUAGCUAACCUAGCGGUUAGCGCUCUCUGGUUCCUUAAUGCAGACUUGAUUUAUACUAGUUGUUAGAGAAUCAGCCUGAGUGUUUGACAUGUUAAAAGGCCCAUCUUUGCAGAACCGUCCCAUGAGAACGUUUUGUAACCAUGCUGAUCUAACCGGGUCAAAAAGAAAGCCGCCUUUGCACCAAAACAAAGUCGUCAUCUCAACACAGCUGGGAUAAGAUGGCGACCUCGCAGGACGUCCAACACCAUGAACACCAAUAAAGCAAAAGUGUUUCACGUCUGCAGCAUCUGAACCUCAAUCCGUUCCGUUCUGACCCGUAAACUCAUCGCACACCCAAAACUGAACCCUAAAAUGGUCAAUGGCCAGUACCGAUCUAUUCUUUGAAGCCCAAAACAACCUCAGAUUUUCACAAAUUAACCAAAGAAACUGGAUUUUUUUAAUGAAAACGUUUCAUUACAAAUUGUUCUGAAGUUGUUGGAGGAAAUAAAUGACCUAUUUUUCUACCUUCUGUAUGUUCUCACUGCUCCGUAUAAGCUGUUUAUUUAAAGAAAACCUCACACACAAUGCUGUAUGUAAAUAUUGAUGUAAUACUGGUUUUCCAUUUCGUGUUUUCAUGCUGUGUAACGUUUAAAUUUCUGCUUCGGACUUUAACGUUCUGCCUUUUUUUGCGGUUUCACCUAGAAAUAAUUGCUUUUAAAUAUAGCUGCAGUAUUUUAAACUGAACUGCUGAAAACAGACAGGCCAAAUGUUUAAUUUAAAAUAAAUCAGGGUAUGGGUGAAAUGUUUGUAUUAUAAAAAAAAAAAAAUCAUGUUGCUGUUUUUAACUGACUGUUCAACAGUAAAGUUAUAAAAACUCCAGUUUAAUGUAGGUUUAAUUAAUCUCUAAGCAUAAAAAAAAAUCUAUUUUUAUUUAAUUUUGUAAACAGGAUUUCAGGCAUCUAUUUUUAAUAUAAAAAAUUGCAACUGAUCCCUCAGCCACGACAGAAUGUACUUUACUGUUUUCUAACCUGCUGCCAGAUUCAUGUAAACCUGAUCAUAAAAUGCUUAUUAAAAUUAGCGACCACCCAA